UGUUGUUGUUGUUGUCGAUGAUGAUGAUGAUGGGCCAAAAUCGGCCAGAAGGCGCCACAAUCCCUUUGCUCUUUCGACGACAUAUAUACACACACAUACACACACACACACACACACAAAAACAUACAAAUUCUAUUUUGAAGGCUAUGCGUGGUUCGCGUAUAACGCCAUGACAUGCAUAUACACGCAACAGUGUUUCCACCCAUAAUCAACUCUAUUUCUCGUGUUUAUUGCAGUUAUAUGAAUAAUAUACAACACAACAAACAAACAAUUUGAAACUAGCCAUUAUCAUCAUCAUCAUUGAAUGAUGAUAGUUGUAAUGUUGGGGGCCAAAAAGAGAUUCGGCUGCUGCCAUAUAACGUAACUGAGAAUGGAUGGGGCAAACGUCCAGCCAAGUUUAGUGAGUAAUUUUAUUUUUUCGUUUCACGAAUUUUUUUCCAUGUUACAAAAUGAUACGUAUGUUCGUAAAAAAAAAUAACUAUAGUCACAAUGGUAUGCAACAAUACACAUUUCAUUUACGUUAUUUCAAAAUGCCGAAACAUAAUGAAUGACGUUGCUUCAUAUUAAUCUGUGAAUAAUGAUGUUAAUCUUUGGUAAUUGGAAUCAUUGUUUUAUGUUUGAGAAUUAGCGUUAUUUAUAUUAAUGAAAAAUGGCCGACUGGUGUUAGUUUUUUUUUCCACAUAUAUUUGGAUUAAUUCUUGGUCUCUCCGGGUUACUCAAAUAUAAGUUUGAUUGUGACUAUUAUCGGUUACGUUUGGCCGACCUCAUCGCGCUCAUUUUACACAACACAAAAUAUUCGGAUUGGGUUACGACGCAAGCGUUCUUGAAUACGUUUUUGGAUUGUCAAAUUUUUUUUUUCGUGUUCACAAUGUUGUUGUAUGUGUAUUUUUUCACACGGGUGUAACUACUACUGGGCGCCAUUAAAUAUUACGCCACAAACAUUUUCUUUUUUUUUUCUUUUCCUUUACUUCAUCAUAAUCAUCAUCAUCAUCAUUGUAUGGUUUAGAAAUUUAUUCAUUCAAUGACGCCAUCUUUCUGACAACAUAUGACAUUUUUUAUUUCGUAUUCUCAUUCAUGAAUCUGCAGAUGGAUGCUCAACAUUCGUUACAAAAAAAAUAAUAAUUAGUCACUGAUUUAUUCUGCAGAUCUUUUCCUAUCAAAUAGAAUAUUCAAUGGCUUCAUAUGUUUUUCAACAAUAAUGAUGAUAAUGUUUAUGUUUAAAGGAUUGUUGAUUAUUAUUGUCUUUCCAUUUUCUGCCUAAACGUGACAAUUUUUUUUUCGAAAAAAAACAAAAAAUUCUCUACAAUCAUGUGGCCUUAUAUGAUUCAUUUUCGUUCUCGUACCUUGGCCUAUGUAGCCAUCAUAUUGAUAGUGAUAUAUUGUUGGCAUCAUAUGUUCAAUAUUGAAAAUGUUGCUCAUCUACAUUCGUAUCAUUUAUCUCAUGUAAAUUUUAAACAUUUGCUGAUCGCUUGUGUACUUGCAGCAAAAGAAGGUGGUAUAGAAGUGAAAAAAGCUCGUCAAUCAACCGAUUUAAUGAUCCAUAUAAAGGGUAAAACUAGAGAAGGAAUCGAUGAUAUUCUCACCAUUGGUGAUAAAAGGUCAAAUGUUGUUAUGGUCAAUUCAUUGCUGUAUACUAUACCGGGAAUAAAAAUCGUUUCAGAGGAAACAUUCCAAAGUGAUGAUAUGAUUGAAUUAUUAAAUGUAGAAAAAUAUCUACGAAAUCCUGAAUUUUCAACUAUACCAGAUGAUAUUGAACUUAAUAUUGAAGAUUUAACCGUUUGGAUUGAUCCAUUGGAUGCUACAAAAGAAUAUGGUGAAGGUCUUACACAUUUUGUCACGACAAUGGUUUGUGUUGCUCGUCGUGGUGAACCAAUCAUCGGUGUGAUACAUUUACCAUUCGAAUCAAAAACCUAUUGGGCAACUAAAUUUGGUAUCGAUAAAAAAUUAUUGAGCUCAAAAUUUUCAUUCAACAAAAAUGAUCAUCCUGAUCAGAAUUCCUCAUUAGCUAGUCUUCAUCAAAAUGACAUUCGUAUAAUAAUAUCUCGUUCUCAUAAAGGUGAUAUUGAAAAAUGGAUACAAGACAGACAACAUUUGUACAACAGAAACAGCAGCGGUGGCAAUCAAACACUACGAAAUAACGUGACAUUUAUUGAAGCGGCCGGUUCCGGUUAUAAAACAUUACAAUUAUUGCAAGGACAGGCCGAUAUCUAUUUGCAUAAGACAUAUAUCAAAAAAUGGGAUGUUUGCGCACCAAACGUCAUGGUUAAAUAUCUAUCCAUUGGUGGUGGUGGUGGUACGAUGACCACAUUGAAAGGCGAUUUAAUUGAUUAUAGUUUUCAUUCGGAUGCUCUUAUCAAAGAUGGUAUAUUUGCAACAAUGAAUGCCAAUCUAGUCAAAUGGCGUGAUAAUGUCAUCAAUGAACGUGUUUAGUUAUAAAAUAAUUCUAUGAAUUAUUACAUUUUUUUUUCAAAUGACUGGCAUCAUUUUGUUAUCCGUUUUUUUUUGUUCAUUUACCCAUAAUGCCUUUCAAUUCAUUCAUUGUUUUUUUUAAAUUAUUAAAACGUUAAUAAUUCAUAUGACAAAUAUCAA
Dermatophagoides farinae (American house dust mite) is the source of this 2589-nucleotide messenger RNA. RefSeq names its product inositol monophosphatase 3. NCBI's taxonomy places the organism in Eukaryota, Metazoa, Arthropoda, Arachnida, Sarcoptiformes, Pyroglyphidae. The record is from RefSeq and is a predicted model, not a curated record. Gene Ontology annotation, molecular function: 3'-nucleotidase activity. Gene Ontology annotation, cellular component: endomembrane system.